UACAAAGCAGGGAUGUGUUGUAAAUAGCUAGUGUGUAGCAGUGUUUGAAUUUCAGGUACUAUAAUUCGUCUGACGGAGGGAAGUUUAGUGUGAAAAAUAGAUGGUGGAGAUAUGCUAAUAAAAAAAAUGCUCUUUAGUUGGAGGCAACUGCAGUAGAAGCAUCAACAUGGAAGAUCAAUAGUUCAGAUUAGAUCAUCACUCUCUGUUGUAAGUUCUAGGCAAUUGGGACUGAGUGGGAAGCUUAGACGGUUAACUUCUUUAGGCAUAGACACGUGGCCUAGUGAUUAAGCUUAGUUUGUAAUGUAAAAAGGAAAAGUUAGUAUAAUGAAUUGUCUCUCUAGUUUUUGCUCUCUAUUUUUUUUUGCUGUAAUUUUAGUUCUGAUAUAGUGAGCUUUGUGUAAUGUAAUUUUCCACUUGAAUCUAUGAGGUUUUAGAUUUUAGUUUCUUCUACAAAAUUGUUCCUCGGAUGUACUAGGUUUCUGUCUAGUUUUUAACAGAAGAUACCACCGAUCUGUGCACCGGCUGAGAAUUAACAUCAGGGGGGUUUUGCGGCUAGUUCUUGAUGAGCGGCAGCCAGGCGCGGUGCAGACGUCUUGGCUAGUGGAUAACUAGUUGCCUUGUGGCCUGAACCCUCGCAUCGCCUACAUGAAAGGAGAUGGCGGCAUUCCGCUGUCCUAUGAGUCGACGACCGGAGACAUUUCCCACAAACUUACUUGUUGGAUGGAGAAGUACGUUGUCGUUUGGUUCCUGCAAGGCUAGCCGUUGGAAUAUGAUGUAAAGCCGAUGCCUCCUCCGCAGCUGCUGGUGAUUUCCGGUGCUUUCGAUGCACCUCCACCCAGUCUGAAUUUACUCAUGUGUUGGAGUCAAUGCAUCCGAUCUCGGAGGUAGAGCAGAGACUUCCGGAGAAGAAUCGGAACUCACUACUUGUGCAAAGGAACGAUCUCGUCGACCAAAAGCUCCUCCGAUGAAGUUGGUUUCUACUGAUCGCGCCACCACAUUCGCCAAAAGGCCUAUCCGAAUUAGACGAGAUUCCUCUAGAGGAACUAGAGAUGUAUGAGCCUUUCAGAGUACCCCCGCUUAAGCCGUUUUUUCCGCCACCAUGAUGACCGCCGCGCCUCCUGCCGUGAGCGCCGCCCAGGAGAUCCCUGUGGAGGUUCUCCAUCUUUUCUGUCUCAAUGCAUGAAUAAUCGCAUUGCAUGAUUACAUGUAAUAUUUCGGUUUUCAAUAUUAUAUAAAAAAUAAAUAUUUAUAUCGACUGACAUAUUAAAUAAAAACAGAAAAUUUCUAGAGUCUCUCCCUCUCCUCUCUAUUCUAUUUUCUCUAUUUUCUCUCUUGCGUUGAGGCGGCUCUUCUACAUCAGAUCGGCGGCUUCUCCCUCUCUUCUCCGCUUGACAAUCGAGCAACCGCUAAAUUUAAGCCUGAUUUCCAUUUUGAAGGAGUCCCCAUUCUCAAGAGUGAGCAGGUACAUCGAGCAAGCAUGUUUAGACUCCGGGUCCACUCUAUCGACCAGCUCCAUCGGCCGGAGAAUGCCGGCGGCGCCACUACCAGCAAUCAAGCACCGCCACCAUCCCCCCAGAACCCCAAUCCUAGAAUCCAAGUCCGGCGUGGCGUCAUCCAUCUCUACCAUCCCACCCGCUCCCCCUCCGCUUCCUCCUCCUCCUCCCUCUGUCAUCCACCCCUCGAGUCGCUCCUUCCUAGUCAGCGCAUCACGCUCCUCUUCGCCCUUGCCGUCCCUUCACGCGUCUCCAUCAAUGACUUCCUCCGAUUCUGCCACCCUUACAGCCCCGCCUGCGAAAUUCUUAUAAUCAGGAAUGAUGCGGUGGAGGACCUGUACAGUGUGGUGGUCAGGUUUGAUGAGCAGGAGAGCGCGGAUAGGUUCUAUUGUGAUCUUAAUGGUUGGCGUCUCUCGGAUACAGAGCCAGAGGUCUGCCACAUCUUGUUUCUAGACUUCGUGGAGUUCACAGAGUACACUGAGAUUGCGAGUAUUCCUCCCAUUGGGUUCACCGAGUUGCCCACUUGCCCUGCUUGCCUCGAAAAAUUGGAUCAAGAUAUAAGUGGGAUUGUUGCAACUACUUUUGACCAAUUCUUUCCAAGCACUUCAAAGUGGUUUAAUUCCUGUUGUCCUGUUUGUCAAUUCCUUCAGGAGCAUACCCUAAAGGCUACAUGCUCAACUUGUCACACAUCUGAACACCUUUGGAUCUGUCUGAUAUGCGGCUUCGUUGGAUGUGGAAGGUACAAAGAAGGUCAUGCUAGAGACCACUGGGGGGAUACUCACCAUUGCUAUGCCCUUGAUCCACAUGCACAGCAAAUUUGGGAUUAUGUUGGUGAUACCUAUGUUCACCGUCUUAAUCAGUCCAGAAGUGAUGAUAAAUUUCAGUCCCGCUGCAGGUUCACUAUUGACAACUGUGCAAGUUGUGAAUGCAGUGAUGAUUCCUGCUUCAGUAGAGUUCUAUAUGUCAGCCAAGUUGAAGCAUUAAAGGAUGAAUACAACCGUCUGCUUGCAAAUACACUUGAUGAGCAGAAACAGCAUUAUGAGGCUCUACUUUCAAAGAUUGAAGAAGACAAGGAGAAAAAUAUUUCUGAAGCAUUGGAAACUGCUUUGAGUUUGAGGCUGCAGGACAUUCAACUUAAACUUGAAAAUAGCAUCAAGGAGAGGAAAAUUGCUGCAGAUACUAAUGAGGAGCUUAUGAAGAAUCAGAGUGUUUUGCGUGAAAAGAUGAAGGAAAUUGAGGAGAGGCAGAAAGCUGCAGCAAAAUUGAAGGAUGAGAAGAUUCAUGAACUGGAAGAAGAGAUUAGAGAUUUCACAGUUUUCAUAGAAGCCCAAAAGGUUCUAGAUAAUGUUGGAGGCUCCAAUGAUAUCAAAGGGGGAACAGUGCUGCCUGUUACGGCCCCUCAACCUUCUGCUGGCCGAUCAAGAAGACCUACUAAGCUGAACCGAAAGCGAACUUAGGCUUACGGACCAGGAUGCAUUCUUUCAGAGUUGCAUUUUGUGUUUUUUUUUUUUGGGAAAGAGGAGCGGGGCGAGCUCACUAAAGACCCGGGGACGCGCAUGCCUCGUGGAAUAAAU
This is a messenger RNA of Dioscorea cayenensis subsp. rotundata (Guinea yam), 3067 nucleotides long. RefSeq names its product BRAP2 RING ZnF UBP domain-containing protein 1-like. NCBI's taxonomy places the organism in Eukaryota, Viridiplantae, Streptophyta, Magnoliopsida, Dioscoreales, Dioscoreaceae. Gene Ontology annotation, biological process: Ras protein signal transduction; protein ubiquitination. The record is from RefSeq and is a predicted model, not a curated record. The transcript is spliced from 13 exons. Gene Ontology annotation, cellular component: cytoplasm. Gene Ontology annotation, molecular function: zinc ion binding; ubiquitin protein ligase activity. The coding region runs from base 1478 to 2950 and encodes 490 amino acids.